AUAACAUUUCUCAUUAUAUCUUUUAUCCACUGCAUUAAGUUGUUUAUGGUGACACUUUGGAUUUAGCGAUGGAAUCUAAAGACAAUCGACCGUCUCCACUCCACUAAAAAUACCAUUUCCAAUAUUUUUAUUUUAUUUUAUUAUUUGAUGAAAACCCCACCAAUUUGCAUAGUCCACGUUACAAAUUCCAUUCUUAACAAGUUCCCAACAACAACCAACAACCUCAAUUUACGAUCCAAAUUCAAUUUUCAAUUUUGAAUUGAAGUUGAGAGUCGAAAGAAGAAAAGGAUGCUGUGUUUGGGCAUAAUUGGUGGGGUCACAACAAAAUGCCUUCAGUUCUACGAUUCCCGUUACAGAACAAAUAACAAAAAAUUCAUUAAUCUAAACAACAAAACCAGUUUCAAUUUCAACACGAGGUGGCGUUUCAUGGCACUUGAAUCUGAUUCUUCUUUUGCAUCUUCUACUGAUUCUGAUACCACCGCAGCUACUGGGUUUUGCAUCAUAGAAGGCCCUGAAACUGUACAAGAUUUUGCGAAGAUGGAACUUCAAGAAAUUCAGGAUAAUAUUCGUAGUCGAAGGAACAAGAUCUUUUUACAUAUGGAAGAGGUUCGUAGGCUUAGAAUACAGCAAAGGAUUAAAAAUGCUGAACUUGGAAUUUUUAAAGAAGAGCAAGAGAAUGAACUUCCCAACUUUCCAUCAUUCAUUCCAUUCUUGCCUCCUUUGACUUCAGCGAACCUCAAGCAGUAUUAUGCAACUUGUUUUUCUCUUAUCGCGGGAAUAAUUCUUUUUGGUGGUCUUCUUGCUCCCAGUUUAGAGCUUAAGCUUGGAGUAGGGGGCACAUCUUAUGCAGAUUUUAUUCAAAGUAUGCAUCUUCCCAUGCAGUUGAGUCAGGUUGAUCCCAUUGUAGCAUCAUUCUCUGGUGGAGCAGUUGGGGUAAUCUCUGCAUUAAUGGUUGUUGAGAUAAACAAUGUAAAACAACAGGAACAGAAAAGAUGUAAAUACUGUCUUGGUACUGGAUAUCUUGCAUGCGCUCGCUGUUCAAAUACAGGAGCACUUGUUCUCAUUGAACCGGUAUCCACCUUCAACGGUGGAGAUCAGCCUCUAUCACCACCAAAAACUGAGAGAUGUUCAAAUUGCUCCGGAUCUGGCAAGGUCAUGUGUCCAACAUGUCUUUGCACUGGAAUGGCCAUGGCAAGCGAACAUGAUCCACGUAUUGAUCCUUUUGAUUAGAGGUUUAAUAUUGUGAUAGAUAUCCUAAGUAGCCAAUUUGAAAUUGUAUGAUGAGUAUGGUAUGGUGUAAUGGAAUUUUUGUAAAUAUGUAUGAAUAAAGUAAUAUGCAAAAGAAAGAGGUUAAGGAUCUAAAGACAAUUUUCUUUACAACAAUGAUACAUGACAUUUCAUAUUCUUCAACGCUCAUUCAACA
Molecule: messenger RNA, 1423 nt
Organism: Cicer arietinum (chickpea)
Lineage: Eukaryota; Viridiplantae; Streptophyta; Magnoliopsida; Fabales; Fabaceae
Product: protein ORANGE, chloroplastic
Source: RefSeq, a predicted model, not a curated record